UCUAUUUGUCUGUAAAGUUCUAUUUAAAUUUAUAUUGAUUACGGUAAUGUCGGUUGUUUACAUGGAGGACGAAGUGUAGAUAAUGAAGUUCCAUUUGCCAGAAAAUCAGUUAUGAAAAGAAAUGGAGCCUGAUAAAACUAAAAGUAAAACAUUAGAUGGCAUUAGACUUAAUCCAUCAGAUGAUUAUCAACUUAAUGUAUUUUUAAUGCAAAUUGCAAAGCAAAUAACAGAUGAGGAGUUUAACGAAAUAAAGUUUUAUUGUUCAGGAAAAAAUGGCAUGGCAAAAGGAAUCUUAGAAAAAAUAGAGGAUUGUAUUAGCCUCUUCAGACACAUGAAGGAAUUAAAUAUGUUGACAAAUGAAAAUCUUGCAACAUUCCAAGCUAUGAUAUGGCACCUAGGUAGAAAAGAUUUGUAUAGACAGUUUGUAGAAUUUUGUAAAAAUCGAGAAGAUAUAUUGCAUUUCUUUGCAUCAUCAGAUAAACCAGCAAAUGGUUACAUCCAUGUCGAUUUUCACAUCCGGGGUACCAAAGACUUUCGUCUCCAAGAUCUAGAAGAGCUCCGAAAUAGUUUGUCAAAUUUACUUUGUUGUCCACCUAGACACAUUAUCAUUGAUGGAAUAGAACCUACCAGUAGUAUUCACAUAACGUUCAUGAUUCCAGAGUUUUGCAUUGAAUACUUACUAACGAUAUCAGAAGCUGACAAAGGAAGAUUAUAUUCAUGUGGUGUAGAUAGAUUCAAAGUUGAUACACAGCUCAUUGAUUGUAUAGAUUUCAAAGAGACCGAACAUAUGCCUAGUUUAGAUAAAGAUGUUGCUGUUACAAAACUUCUGCAAACUAAAAAACAACUUGAAAAAGAUUUGGAACGGUAUCAGAUAGCAUAUGAAGAUUAUAUUUCAUAUCAUACUGAUUCUUUAAGAGAACUUGAAAAUGCUAAAGAAAAAAGCGAAGAAGAACUACAAAUAGAUAUAAGAAAACUUAAAAGUAUGAUUCAUGAGUAUCAACUGAAUUGUUUACAACUAACAAAUGAACUUGAAACGGCUCGGGAAGCGAUAUUAACCGACGAUGAUCAAGAAAAUGAAAAUUACUCGCGUAAAAGUGGUGGAAUAACUGUAUUACGAAGAACACUUUCCCAGGCAAAUAAAGCAGAGUUAGAGAAAAAGUCUAAUUUCUUUCAAUGGCAAAUUAUAAAAGCACUUCAAACCAGUAGAGCAUGUGAAAUAACUUCCGACAUUAUGAGAACUGUACAGAAAAACAGAAAGGACAUCGACUUAUUAAAGAAUCACAUACACAGACUAGUCAAUAGUGAAGUCUUUGACGAAGUUUAUGCGGCAGUUCUCAAUUUGAUCAGUAUAGAAGAUGCAAUGGCAGAAAAAGAGGGCUCGGAGUAUAACCAAUUAUCUACAUAUUAUAUUGACACUGAUGACGAUGAUGACUCCAGUGAUAGUGAUUAAAAGUGUGUGUGUGUUUGUGUGUGUGUGUGGGUGGGUGUGAGAGAGAGAGAGAGAGAGAGAGAGAGAGAGAGAGAGAGAGAGAGAGAGAGAGAGAG
This is a messenger RNA of Mytilus trossulus (common blue mussel), 1545 nucleotides long. RefSeq lists its product as uncharacterized. Gene Ontology annotation, biological process: regulation of apoptotic process. The record is from RefSeq and is a predicted model, not a curated record. Gene Ontology annotation, molecular function: protein binding. Bases 122 to 1450 code for a protein of 442 amino acids. The transcript has 10 exons. NCBI's taxonomy places the organism in Eukaryota, Metazoa, Mollusca, Bivalvia, Mytilida, Mytilidae.